This is a messenger RNA of Gloeophyllum trabeum ATCC 11539, 2917 nucleotides long. Its product is annotated as asparagine synthase. The transcript has 10 exons. Gene Ontology annotation, cellular component: cytosol. Gene Ontology annotation, molecular function: asparagine synthase (glutamine-hydrolyzing) activity. NCBI's taxonomy places the organism in Eukaryota, Fungi, Basidiomycota, Agaricomycetes, Gloeophyllales, Gloeophyllaceae. The record is from RefSeq and is a predicted model, not a curated record. The coding region runs from base 45 to 1835 and encodes 596 amino acids.
CCUCCUUUUCAUUAUCCCGCUAUUUUUCUUGACUACCGACCGCGAUGUGUGGGAUCUGUGCAGCGCACGGCAUCGAAAAGCCAGCAGCCGAGAGAGCGCAUUUCCUUGCUCUGUCCAAGAAGCUGCGCCACAGGGGCCCCGAUUGGUCGGGCUGCUAUGUCGGGACGCAGUCCAUCCUCUGCCAUGAGCGUCUGGCUAUUGUCGGUGUAGAUACUGGUGCUCAGCCCAUUGUCAGCGACUGCGGGAAGUAUACGCUCGCAGUCAACGGCGAGAUUUACAACCACAUCAAGCUGCGUGCCAGCGUAGACUAUAAGUUCAAAACACACUCUGACUGUGAAGUCAUUAUCCCUCUGUACAAGAAAUAUGGCAAGGACCUAUGCGAUCUUCUGGAUGGCAUGUUCUCGUUCGUCCUUCUUGACGAGUCAGUCACGCCGUCCCGUAUUAUUGCCGCACGUGAUCCCAUUGGGAUCACCACCCUCUACCAGGGCUGGAGCUCAAAACGCCCGGGGGCCGUUUACUUUGCCUCAGAGCUGAAAGCUCUGGUAGACGAAUGCGACGACAUCAUCUCGUUCCCUCCGGGGCAUGUCUACGAUAGCUCGGAUAACUCCACCACGAGAUAUUACCAGCCUUCGUGGUGGGAUGGUGACUCGGAUGCCCCUGACGCCCCCAUACCCACCGCCAAGGCUGACCUGACGAAGCUCCGGGAAACGCUCGAGAUGGCCGUCAAGAAGAGGCUGAUGUCCGAGGUGCCGUACGGUGUCCUGCUCAGCGGCGGCUUGGACAGCAGUCUCAUCGCUUCCAUUGCUGCGAGGGAGACCGAGAAGAUUGCCCAAGCACAGCACGAAGCUAGGCAGAGGAAGCUGGCGGAAGCCCAGAGCGGCCCCCCGACUCCUGUCGGUAACGGACUGGUAUCUGAAGAAGCUACUAUUGCUUCCUGGCCUCAACUUCACUCAUUCUCCAUUGGCCUCGAAAACUCCCCUGAUUUGCUUGCUGCACGGAAAGCAGCACAUUACCUCGGCACCGUCCACCACGAAUAUGUCUUCACCGUCCAGGAAGGUCUGGAUGCUAUUCCCGAUGUUAUUUAUCACCUGGAGACAUAUGACGUGACGACGGUGCGAGCGAGCACGCCCAUGUACCUCCUGAGCCGUAAGAUCAAGGCAAUGGGUGUCAAAAUGGUUCUGAGCGGGGAGGGUAGCGACGAGAUCUUCGGAGGCUAUCUGUACUUCCAUGCUGCACCCGAUGCCAAGUCAUUCCACCAGGAAUGCGUGCGUCGCGUGAAGAACCUGCACACAUCCGACUGUUUGCGGGCUAACAAGUCCACAAUGGCAUGGGGUCUUGAAGCCCGAGUGCCAUUCCUCGACAAGGCUUUCCUGGAUGUAGCCAUGAACAUCGACCCCAAGGAAAAGAUGUUCAGCAAAGGCUCCGCUCAGGAGGUCGACGAGGAUGGCAAGCCGAAGAUGGAGAAAUACAUUCUCCGCAAAGCCUUCGAUUGCGCACCCGAUGGAAAGCCGUAUCUGCCCCACUCCAUUCUGUGGCGACAGAAGGAGCAGUUCUCGGAUGGUGUCGGAUAUUCCUGGAUUGAUGGAAUGAAGGAUCACGCCGCUGCAGUCGUAUCAGACGAAGCCUUCGCAAAGCGGGCUGAGCGCUGGCCGCGGGACACGCCAGACACCAAGGAGGCGUACUUCAUCCGCGAGAUAUUCGAUGGCCUGUUCCCGACGGAAGCUGCCGCGAAGACGGCCGUGCGCUGGAUACCCCGAGGCGACUGGGGAUGCUCGUCGGAUCCCAGCGGUCGCAGCGUCAGUAUUCACCAAGCAGCCUAUCAACAGGAUAGUUAGAUAGGCGGCAGAAUGCAAUAGAAUCCUAUAGCUGUAUGAGUAAUACAAAGUAGUCUAUCAAGGAACACAACGGACGCGAACCGAUCGAGGGUAAACUGCGAGUGUUCAUCACAGGUCUGCCUUUGCUAGACCGAGAAUAAUAGUGUUCAUCAUGCAUACGGAGAAGCAAGCAGAUAAUUAAAGACGGACUGAUAAGAAAAGAUAUAAUGAAAACGAGAAAAUGCGAGGCAUUGCAUGGAAGAGGCCAACGGGUAAGGAAAGUGCUACGGUAUCGUGAAACAGGGGUAGUCAGCAACAUGAUUACAGAGCAGAGCGAGUAUAGGAGGCGAGUAUGCACAUGUCUGGUCGUGAGGAUCGGAAGAACGAGCAUUAUGGACGUGAAGGAAAGAGUCUAUGUGUCCAGGCGGGUCAAAGACGGAUUCUGGGCUAUGAUCUGGCGAUACAUUCCCACUCCCGAGUCUUCUGACGGAGCAGGAGACGCCAGAGAUUUGUUGUUGGACGUGACCGUCGCUUUCGUGGCUGCGCUUGUUUGCGAUAUGUUCCGGGUACGUUUAGCCGCAGUUGGCGUCGACGUGUUCGCCCGAGAGCUGCCAGUGCCUACCCACGCCGGCCUCCCUGGAUCCCGUGUCACGGUCGCCUUAGCAGAAUGGCCUUCGUCCGAUUGAGGUUGUCGGCGAGCAGAUGGGGUAGUGCGACCAGCAGGGGUACCUUGCGUACGACGACUAGCCGGACGUGCUGGGUUCGCCGUGUCCAUUAAUCGCGUGCCAAACUUGGCAUUGGCAGACGAUUCCCUUGCAUAAGCUGUUGACAUCGCCGGUGAAGCUCUUCGCGCUCCCGCGGGAGCCGCAGGUUUCGGCUUGACGACCGGUUUUUGAAUGGUGAUCUUGUCCGCGCCCCAGUAAGAGAAACUCAUUUUGCUCUUCCUAUCCGAAUCAUCCGAGUCCAUAGCCCUAUCCUCAUCAUCGUCUGGCAUUGGCACGAUUCUUGGCUGUGGUACGCCUGAAUGGUACUGUGCCUUAGAUCGCACAACAUCUUCCAUUGCUACCACACCCUCGCGAGGUUGAACAACAUGGCCGAUAUCC